Messenger RNA from Tarenaya hassleriana, 3137 nucleotides. RefSeq names its product 1,4-alpha-glucan-branching enzyme 3, chloroplastic/amyloplastic. Gene Ontology annotation, cellular component: cytoplasm. Bases 30 to 2735 code for a protein of 901 amino acids. Lineage: Eukaryota; Viridiplantae; Streptophyta; Magnoliopsida; Brassicales; Cleomaceae. The transcript is spliced from 21 exons. The record is from RefSeq and is a predicted model, not a curated record. Gene Ontology annotation, molecular function: 1,4-alpha-glucan branching enzyme activity; cation binding. Gene Ontology annotation, biological process: glycogen biosynthetic process.
ACCUUCCGUGAAUUUCUUCGCCAUCAAACAUGAUUUCCCUCUCAACUCCGACCAAACCUUCUCUCCAUCCAAACAACCUCCGCCUUCAAUUUCGUCCCCACAAUGGGCGCUUACGAAACACUAGCCUCAAUUUUCCUAGGAAAAUCAAGUUGAAAAUCACGUGCUUCGCUGCUAACCAGCCAAACCAGCAGAGGCAGAAGAAACAGAAGAAGAAGACUAUGAGCUCCAGUGAAACUGAACCUGGGAUCGACCCAGUUGGGUUUCUCACCAGACUCGGAAUUUCCGACAGGAUUUUCGCUCAAUUUCUCCGAGAAAGAUAUAAAGCACUGAAGGACCUUAAAGAUGAGAUUCUCCGGCGGCACAUGAAUUUCAGAGAUUUCUGUUCAGGAUUUGAGUUACUGGGGAUGCAUCGGCAUCUGGAACAUCGGGUUGAUUUUAUGGACUGGGGUCCAGGCGCACGGUAUGGUGCUAUAGUUGGUGAAUUCAAUGGAUGGUCCCCCACGGAAAAUGCUGCAAGGGAGGGUCUUUUUGGCCAUGAUGAUUAUGGAUACUGGUUUAUUAUUCUUGAAGAUAAGUUAAGAGAAGGUGAAAAACCAGAUGAGUUGUACUUUCAGCAGUAUAACUAUGUUGAUGACUAUGAUAAGGGUGAUAAUGGUAUGUCGGCCGAAGAAAUCUUCAAGAAAGCUAAUGACGAGUAUUGGGAACCGGGUGAAGAUCGGUUUGUGAAUAACCGUUUUGAAGUCCCUGCGAAGCUGUAUGAGGAACUGUUUGGCCCGAAUGGUCCUCAAACAAUAGAAGAGCUAGGAGAAAUGGCAGACGCAGAAACAAGGUAUAAACAAUGGAAAGAGCAGCAUAAAGAUGAUCCACCGAGUAAUUUACCUCCAUGUGAUGUGAUUGAUCAAGGAAAACCAUUUGAUAUCUUCAAUGUCAUAACAACUCCAGAGUGGACGGAGAAAUUUCGUGGAAAAACAGCUCCCAUUCCGUAUUGGUUAGAGACUCGAAAAGGAAGAUUAGCCUGGUUAAAAAAAUAUAUUCCAGCUGUUCCACAUGGAAGCAAGUACAGACUGUAUUUCAACACUCCUGAUGGACCACUCGAACGAGUGCCUGCUUGGGCUACAUAUGUGCAACCAGAGGGUGAAGGAAAGCAAGCAUAUGCAAUUCACUGGGAACCUCCUCCUGAAUCUGUGUACAAGUGGAAAAGUUCCAAACCAAAAGUUCCAAAGUCCUUGCGUAUAUAUGAAUGCCACGUUGGGAUCAGUGGGUCUGAGCAAAAAAUUUCUACCUUCGCUGAAUUUACCAAGAAGGUCCUUCCCCAUGUAAAAAGAGCUGGAUACAAUGCAAUCCAGUUGAUAGGAAUUCCUGAGCACAAGGACUAUUUCACUGUUGGUUAUAGGGUUACCAAUUUCUUUGCUGUUAGUAGCCGAUAUGGCACACCUGAUGAUUUUAAGCAUUUAGUAGAUGAAGCCCAUGGACUAGGACUUCUUGUCUUCCUAGACAUUGUGCAUUCUUAUGCAGCAGCUGAUCAGAUGGUUGGGCUCUCACAUUUUGAUGGUUCAAAUGAUUGUUAUUUCCAUUCUGGUAAAAGGGGAUAUCACAAACACUGGGGAACUCGCAUGUUCAAAUAUGGGGAUCUUGAUGUUCUUCAAUUUCUCCUAUCAAAUCUGAACUGGUGGGCUACAGAGUAUCAGGUUGAUGGUUUCCAAUUUCAUUCACUUGCCUCAAUGAUUUACACUCACAAUGGUUUUGCUUCUUUUACCAAUGAUUUGGAGGACUAUUGCAAUCAGUACGUCGACCGAGAUGCUUUGAUGUACCUCAUUUUGGCCAAUGAGUUCCUUCAUAUUCUUCAUCCAAAUAUAAUAACAAUUGCUGAGGAUGCAACAUAUUACCCUGGAUUAUGUGAGCCAGUUUCUCAAGGUGGACUUGGAUUUGAUUAUUAUGUCAACCUUUCCGCAAGUGACAUGUGGCUGUCUCUCCUGGACAGUACACCAGAUAAUGAAUGGAGCAUGAACAAGAUUGCAAGUACAUUGAUGGCCAAUCGAGAGUAUGCAGAAAAGAUGGUCGUCUAUGCAGAAAAUUACAACCAAUCCAUAUCGGGAGGGCGGUCAUUCGCAGAAAUCCUGUUUGGCGCAGCCGACAAUGAUCCUUCUGGAAGGAAAGAAUUGCUUCUCAGGGGAACUUCACUUCAUAAGAUGAUUAAACUGAUCACAUUUGCAAUCGGUGGUCUUGCUUACCUCAAUUUCAUGGGAAAUGAAUUUGGACAUCCUGAGAGUGUUGAGUUCCCAAUGCAUAGCAAUGACUUCUCAUUCUCACUUGCGAACCGUCGCUGGGAACUGAUGGAAAGAGGAGUGCAUCAUGAUCUGUUUUCAUUUGAUAAGGAGCUAAUGGCGUUGGACGAAAGCGAAUGUAUUCUUGCAAAAGGUCUUCCAAGCAUUCACCAUGUGAAUGAUGCAAAUAUGGUAAUAUCUUUUUCACGGGGUCCUUUCCUGUUUAUAUUUAAUUUUCACCCCUCAAAAUCAUAUGAAAGCUAUGGUGUUGGAGUGGACGAAGCUGGGGAAUACAGUGUGAUACUGAACACCGAUGAAGUAAAAUAUGGUGGUCAAGGACUUCUGAAGGAGGACCAAUAUCUUCAACGAACAAUUAGCAGAAGAGUUGAUGGUCAGAGAAACUGCUUGGAGGUAUUUCUACCCAGCAGGACUGCCCAGGUUUACAAGCUGACAAGGAUUCUUAGAAUAUGAUUCACACCGGCCGAGUUGGACCGGAGGCUGGGGGUUGAUCCCUCGUUUGAGCAGAAUCUGAGGCGAUAUGGAGUGCGGAAUGAGUCAGGAUGGUUCAGAGGACGAGACAUCGGGCCCACUUUUUGGAAUGUUUGAGCAGUUCCCGACAGAUUUUCCCGAGCAUUUGAGUGUGUCGAGAAGAUCCUCUCCGCUCUCGGGCCUUGAUUAACGUCAAUAGUUCAUCUGCUUGGUCCGGUCAUUCCACAAAAAAGGACGCACCCAACCAACAGAACAUGAAGGGUUGAAGUAGUUGCUUCACGUAAUGUAAUGUCGUAGUGUCUGUAGAUAUAUGAAGCUUCCAACUUGUGAUUGUGUUUCAAAGUUAAUUAGCUGAAGUUUAUACAGUUCUUAAAUUUGGAUACA